UUUCAUUUUAAAGUGGCUGAUUAUAUUUUCAUCUACUCUAUGUAAUAAUAGUAAUAAGUUUGUUGUCCUUUCAAUAAUUUACAUAAGAUGGCCCCAAAUAGGCUUAUCUUUCACAUUUCUAGAGAAUGCCAAGAGCGUAAAAUGAAUAAGCAUAUGUAUAGGCAUUGUCCUUUCAAUUUCCUGCAUAUAUUUAGGGGAGAAGUAAUCAAUUAUCUAAUCUAGGACAUGGAACAACAUCUAAUCUCUUGUCCAGACAAAAAAGAACCAGAUAAACAAAUCUAAAUAGAACAGAACAAUAUUGAAAACCAAUUUUUAUAAGGAGAUCCUAAUUGGGGUUAAAAGAAUCCUAAUGAUAUGAUGAUUGAAAUGCCGAUUAAUUAAAAUGAAGUUCAACAAGAUAAUACCCUAAUAGACUAAUUCAAUAAUCUCAAGUUAUAAAGACAAGAUGAUAUCUGGGAUCAAAUAUGGAAAUAACAUAAUAUUAAUGAAGAUGAUUUUGAUAUGUUAUAAUGA
Molecule: messenger RNA, 513 nt
Organism: Paramecium sonneborni
Lineage: Eukaryota; Ciliophora; Oligohymenophorea; Peniculida; Parameciidae
Source: the annotation of a GenBank genome assembly